UGCGGGUUCCGCGCGCUCAGAAACAUGCUGAGGUCCCGGCAGCUGUUCCAGCAGCGACAGCGGCUCCAGCAGCAGCGGCGGCGGCGGCGGCGGCGACAGCGCACAGCUCUGGCGGGGAAGGCGCCCUGCGCCCAUGCCUGCGGCCCCGCGCCGCGGCUGCCCUGACCUGGCCGCGACCUCCCUCGUCGCGCCCCGCCGCCCGGGCCUCUGGGGGGGUUCCCCGACCGCGGCCCAACUCCGCCACACCCCCCGCCCCCGGCCUCCGCAGCUCGGUAUGGGCGCGGGGGCGCUCGCCCUGGGUGCCUCCGAGCCCUGCAACCUGUCAUCCGCCGCGCCGCUCCCCGACGGCGCGGCCACCGCGGCGCGGCUGCUGGUGCCUGCGUCCCCUCCCGCCUCGCUGCUGACCCCAGCCAGCGAGGGAUCCGUGCAGCUGUCGCAGCAGUGGACGGCUGGCAUGGGCCUCCUGAUGGCGCUCAUCGUGCUGCUCAUCGUGGCGGGCAACGUGCUGGUGAUCGUGGCCAUCGCCAAGACGCCGAGGCUGCAGACGCUCACCAACCUCUUCAUCAUGUCCCUGGCCAGCGCCGACCUGGUCAUGGGGCUGCUGGUGGUGCCAUUCGGGGCCACCAUCGUGGUGUGGGGCCGCUGGGAGUACGGCUCCUUCUUCUGCGAGCUCUGGACGUCGGUGGACGUACUGUGCGUGACGGCCAGUAUCGAGACCCUGUGUGUCAUCGCCCUGGACCGCUACCUCGCCAUCACGUCGCCCUUUCGCUACCAGAGCCUGCUGACCCGCGCGCGGGCACGGGCCCUCGUGUGCACCGUGUGGGCCAUCUCGGCCCUGGUGUCCUUCCUGCCCAUCCUCAUGCACUGGUGGCGGGACAAGGGUGCCGAGGCACGCCGCUGCUACAACGACCCCAAGUGCUGCGAUUUCGUCACCAACAGGGCCUACGCCAUCGCCUCGUCCGUGGUCUCCUUCUACGUGCCCUUGUGCAUCAUGGCCUUCGUGUACCUGCGGGUGUUCCGCGAGGCCCAGAAGCAGGUGAAGAAGAUCGACAGCUGCGAGCGCCGCUUUCUCGGCAGCCCCGCGCGGCCGCCCUCGCCCGCGCCCUCGCCCGGGUCCCCGCUCCCUGCCGCCGCUGCCGCAGCCCCGGUAGCCAACGGGCGCACCAGCAAGAGGCGGCCCUCGCGCCUCGUGGCCCUGCGAGAGCAGAAGGCGCUCAAGACGCUGGGCAUCAUCAUGGGCGUGUUCACGCUCUGCUGGCUGCCCUUCUUCCUGGCCAACGUGGUGAAGGCCUUCCACCGCGACCUGGUGCCCGACCGCCUCUUCGUCUUCUUCAACUGGCUGGGCUACGCCAACUCGGCCUUCAACCCCAUCAUCUACUGCCGCAGCCCUGACUUCCGCAAGGCCUUCCAGCGCCUGCUCUGCUGCGCGCGCCGGGUCGCCCGCGGGAGCUGCGCGGCCGCCGGGGAUGGGCCGCGCGCCUCUGGCUGCCUGGCGGUGGCCCGGCCGCCGCCGUCGCCCGGGGCCGCCUCGGACGACGACGACGACGAAGACGACGUCGGGGCCGCGCCGCCGGCGCCCCUGCUGGAGCCCUGGGCCGGAUGUAACGGCGGGGCGGCAGCUGACAGCGACUCGAGCCUGGACGAGCCGAGCCCCGCGGGCCGCGCCUCGGAAUCCAAGGUGUAGGGCCCAGCGCUCCCUCCCCACCUCCCCAGCGGGGAUGCAGGCUCUGCGCCGAGAGAAGAGAACCCGGCGCCCCGAAAGGCUUCCCGGGGGAUGAGGAGAUCUGUGUUUACUCGAGACCGAAAGCAGGUGAACUCGCAAACCUCGUCUGCAUCAUCUAAGGCAAACAGAAAAGCCGCGGACCGUUGCACAGAAAGGAAAGUUUGGGGAGGGUGGGAGAGUGGCUUGCUCAUUUUUCUUGAGUUCUUUUCUCUGUUUGUGGUCCGUCCUCCUUUUGUGUGUGCGUGUGAUGCAUCUUUAGAUUUUUAUUCCCCCAGGUGGUUUUUAACACUUUCUGCGAAGACUAGGGAAGGGAUGGGAGAAGCAUUAGGAGAGUUUUUAAAAAGGUGUCUCAACUUGGCUUCCAUUCCGUUCCCGGGGACGGGAGCAGUCAACCGGAGAGCAAGGAGGGACAGUGUGUCAGGACAUGUUUGCUUUGCAGAGAAAUUUCAUUUUAAGUCCGGAGCCAUGAUUUCUCCUGUUCUUAAAGCAGAGGGAAAGGAUACAGGCAAAGUUUCAGGAAAUUGUAAGCUAUUCUUGGAACAAGCCUCACCUUGCUUUCCUUUUGCAGGGCAAGCCGGCUGUCCCCGAGCACCUCCGUGGUCAGGCUGAGGGGUUCCUACCUCACACUGUGCACGUUGCACAGCAAGAUAGAGAGACUUGUUUACAUUAAACAGCUUAUUUAUGUAUCAAUAUUAGUUGGGAGGACUAGGCGCUGAGCCUCUGUGACAUGUGACUCUGUCCAUUGAAGACAGGACAGAAAAAAAAAAAAGGAAAUAAUUCAGAUUACUG
This is a messenger RNA of Phacochoerus africanus (Common warthog), 2512 nucleotides long. RefSeq names its product adrenoceptor beta 1 (gene ADRB1). Gene Ontology annotation, cellular component: membrane. Gene Ontology annotation, molecular function: beta1-adrenergic receptor activity. Gene Ontology annotation, biological process: adenylate cyclase-activating adrenergic receptor signaling pathway; norepinephrine-epinephrine-mediated vasodilation involved in regulation of systemic arterial blood pressure; positive regulation of heart rate by epinephrine-norepinephrine. NCBI's taxonomy places the organism in Eukaryota, Metazoa, Chordata, Mammalia, Artiodactyla, Suidae. The transcript has a single exon. The record is from RefSeq and is a predicted model, not a curated record. Bases 134 to 1684 code for a protein of 516 amino acids.